This is a messenger RNA of Guillardia theta CCMP2712, 609 nucleotides long. RefSeq lists its product as hypothetical. Lineage: Eukaryota; Cryptophyceae; Pyrenomonadales; Geminigeraceae. Gene Ontology annotation, molecular function: hydrolase activity. The record is from RefSeq and is a predicted model, not a curated record. The transcript has 2 exons. The annotation marks the transcript as partial.
ACAGUGAAGGUGAUAUGGCUCCACGGACUCGCUGGCAGCGGGCAAGAGUGGAUGAAUCUCCCGGAUGCUCUCCACGUUCCCUGGGUCAAGUUCGUAUUUCCUACAGCUGCGGAGGACUCGCUAGACCUUUGGGACGAGAAGCACGUGACCUCGUGGUUUGACAUCAGCCUGGCUUCGUACAAGAUCCACUGCAACGCGAUCAACGCCUUGCCCAACGUCCUCGAUCUUAUCCAGAAGGAGAUUCAAGCAGGGAUCCCGCCGGAGAGAAUCGUUGUCGGAGGUUUUUCACAAGGAGCAGCCAUCGCUCUCAGCGCUGCCCUAACUUCCAACCACAAGUUAGGAGGAGUAAUCCAGCUCAGUCCCUGGCAGCUCCCCUCCAUCUCCCGGCUGUCUCCGCAUUGGAGGGAGGAGGAAGUGCAGGAUGGCAAGCUCCCUCUUCUCUUCUGCCAUGGAUCAGACGAUGAAGUCGUGCUGCCGAGUUUUGCCCGGCAGAUGAUUGCGAAUUCCGUCUUCUCAGAUUUCACUCAAGUUUCUGAGCACGAAUACCAAGGCCUCGGUCAUGGGUUGUGCAGCGACGAGCUACAGGCCGUACGUUCCUUCCUUGUCCAC